GCUGCCAUUAAGGCGGAGGAGACCACAGAGGCUGGAUCGCAUUGCCACCCAACUUCAUGAUAUUUUCUCUCUGCGUGGGAAUCCUCGCUGUCCUCGGGAGUGAAUUAAAGACAGAGGGCAGCAGAGCUCCUAAACCUGACUGCUCGGGAUGCGUUCGGCACUGAGGAGUUUCUGAUACUCUCCAGCCGUCUGAGGAGGAUUUGCAUGGCUUUACAACUCACGCGGUAAGACUUUCUGCGCUUCUUCAAUCGCUGCGCAAUAGCGCGUCAAGGAAAGUUAGUGACACUUUGCGCGCAAAGCGAUUCAGUUUUUGGAUUGUUAUUCCGAUGGUUGACAAGUCGUUGGAUGAGGAGGAGAGCAUGCUGUAAUUGAAGAUGCGCCAGAGGUCGUGGCUCUUUAAAUGGUUGGGAAUCGGCAUUGGUGUUCUUCUGCUCACCGCUGCUAGCUAUUCUCAAGAUUCAGAUGACUGGCAGUAUGAGGAGUGCAAGCUUUCCAGAACAGGCCCGCCUGCAACCAUUGUAGCCAUAGAUGAGGAGAGUCCAAAUGGAACCCUUCUGGUGGAGAACAUGCAGAUAAAUGGGAGAGCAGAAGACCCUGACAGGACCAUUUCUUUAUCUUUACGGGACAACCACAACUAUUGGGUCAUUCUGGACCCGGUCAAGCAACGCCUGUAUCUCAACAGCACCGGACGACUUCUGGACCGAGAUCCUCCCUCCUACAUUCAGUCCAUUGUGGUGCAGGUUCAGUGUACUAAUGAGCUUGUUGGCACGGUGAUCCUACAUGAGGUGCGGAUAGUCGUACGGGAUCGAAACGACAACACCCCACGCUUUCAGCAGCCGCGCUACUAUGUAGCGAUCAAUGAGCUAACACCUGUUGGAACCACCAUCUUCUCAGGCUUUACAGGGAACAAUGGGGCUGUUGACAUUGAUGAUGGUCCUAACGGACAAAUUGAAUACACCAUUCAGUACAACCCUAAAGAUCCGACCACAAACAGGACAUUCGACAUCCCUCUCACCCUGUCUGGAUCAGUGGUUCUGAGAGAGAGGCUGAAUUAUGAAGAGAUCACACGCUACCUGGUCAUCAUUCAGGCCAACGACCGAGCUCCAAACCCAAAGGACCGGCUCACCGCCACCACCACGCUCACAGUGGAUGUGUUGGACGGGGAUGACCUGGGCCCAAUGUUUCUGCCUUGCAGCCUGGUAGACAACACCCGUGACUGCAGACCUCUUACGUACCGCGCCAGCAUCCUGGAGCUCACAGAUCCGGGCCGAGUAAACCCUGUCAACGUGACUCCUCCCAUUCAAGCUGUGGAUCAAGACAGAAACAUCCAGCCUCCAUCAGACCGCCCGGGAAUCCUGUACUCCAUUCUCAUCGGCAAACCUGCAUCAUAUGCAGAGUAUUUCUCCUUGAAUCAAACCACAGCUGAGCUUCAACUCCUGAAACCCAUCAGCAGGGAACAGUACCAGCAUUUGGACUUGGUAAUCAAGGCAGAGCAGGAUAACGGACACCCUCUCCCGGUGUUCGCUAAUCUCCACAUUGAGGUGCUUGAUGAGAACAAUCAGGCGCCGUAUUUCCAGGUGGCCACUUAUCAUGGAUUCAUCUCUGAGUCUGCUCCGCUGGGCACAACUAUCUCGAGCAGUGCCAAUCUCUCCACCCCCCUCGCCAUUAUCGCCCUGGAUAACGACAUCGAGGAGACGAAAGAUCCCAUGGUGCGCAUCUCUCUGGACAACUACAACAGCAUCUUUGCAGUGACGCCAAGUGGGAUCGCACGCUACCUGACACUACUGAGGCCCGUGGACCAUGAAGAACAGCCGAGUUAUGUCUUCACGAUGACUGCCUCAGAUGGAGUUCAGGAGAGCUCUCCAGUCACUGUUGAUAUCACUGUGAUUGACACCAAUGACAACACACCUACCUUCCCCAACGUCUCCUACAGCGUGAAUGUUUACACAGAUAUUCAGCCUGGGGACACAAUCUUACAGCUGACAGCAGUGGACGCUGAUGAGGGUCCCAAUGGGUUGGUGCACUACAAAAUCUUGGCAGGGGAUCAGGGACACUUCACCAUCAAUGACUACACAGGAAUGAUCACAGUGCUGCCUGGUGUCAACCUGACCGUGGGCCGCUCCUACGCCCUCACCGUUAGGGCCUCCGACAAUGGCCCUGCGUCCCAGAGAAGAAGUUCCAUCACUACGGUGUAUAUCGAAGUACUGCCCCCCAACAACCAGAGUCCUCCCCGUUUCCCUCAACUCAUAUACAACCUGGAGGUCAGUGAGGCCAUGAGGACUGGAGCCACACUGCUCAACAUACAGGCAACCGACCGUGAAAGAGAUCCCAUUACAUAUACCAUCCUGAGAGGAGAUCCAAACAACGUCUUUGAAGUCUCCCAAACGUCUGGCCUGUUGUUGCUGGCGAAGUCGCUGGACAGAGAGAUCACGGAUCACUACACGCUAACGGUCACGGCCUCCGAUGGCAAACCAGAUGGGACCUCGACCGCUACGGUGAAUAUAAUGGUGACUGAUGUCAAUGAUAAUGACCCUGAGUUCGAUCCUCUGCUUCCCCUUAAUCUCACAGUUCAAGAGGAAGAGGCAAAUGCUUUUGUGGGUCAAGUAAAGGCCACUGAUCUGGACCUGGGCGUUAAUGGGCAAGUCCGUUACCAACUGGUCAGUCAUAAAGAUCUCUUCAGGAUAAGCACUGAUGGCAGCAUCUUCACAGCUGUGCCUCUGGACCGUGAGGAAAGGGCUCAGUAUGAUUUGGUUGUGCAGGCUUCGGAUGGGGCCAAAGACCCUCGCAGGACCACCGUCACACUCUCCAUCAAAGUGCUGGAUGUGGAUGACAACAGUCCAGCCUUCUCCCAGCCUGCAUAUCACAUCACACUGCCAGAAAACAGCCGGGUGGGCAUGAUAAUCCUCAAUAUCAGUGCACUGGACCCCGAUCUGGAUGCGAACAUCACGUACCGUAUCAGGACCGAGGAGGCCAGAGAGCUGUUUGCAGUGAAUCCUCUCACCGGAGAGCUGAGGGUCCUUCACUCACUUGAUUUCGAGAAACUCUUACCAAAUGGAACGACAUGGAACUUUGUGGUAGAGGCUAUGGAUGGCGGAAGUGGCAAAAUGCCACCGGGGUUGGCCUCUAUUACCGUCACUGUGUUGGACAUGAAUGACUUCCCACCAGUGUUCAGUCAAAUGCUGUACCGGGGAAUGGUGGCGCCCAAUGCAAUCAAGGGGACCAUAGUGACCACCGUACACGCUGAGGACCUGGACCCACGGGGUACAGCGGCCAGUCGGGUUCACUAUAAAGUGGAUCUGGAGCAGUUUCCUUACAGCACUAGUAUCUUCGACGUGGAGGAGAACUCUGGCAAUGUUCUCACCAGGGUCAAUCUGAAUGAGGAGCCCAACACUAAAUUCAGUUUGGCAGUUAUUGCCUAUGAUGAUGGGGAGCCGGUGAAGUUCAAUAAGACUCUGGUGGAGAUCACUGUCCUGCAGCCGUCCAUCAUUCCUGUGUUCACGCAGGAGGAGUACAGGUUCUCUCCGGUCAGCGAAAAUGUCCCUGUGGGAACGGUCGCAGGAGUCAUCUUGGCGGCAGCCAUAAACCAGACCAUCGUCUACUCCAUCAUCGAUGGAAAUGAGGGCGGUGAAUUCAUUGUGAACAACAUCACUGGAGUUAUCAGCACUGCCAAGCCGCUGGACUACGAGAGUAACAGCAGUUACGUCCUCCGUGUGGAAGCCGACUCCAUGAGGGUGGUGUCAUCCAACCUACGAGCCCCAUCCAAAAGCAACACAGCAAAGGUCUUCAUCGAUGUGCACGAUGAGAACGACCAUCCUCCUGAGUUCACUAAGCCCUUUUACCUCGGUGGGGUUGCAGAGGAUGCCAAGACCUUCACCUCUGUUUUACAGGUCCAGGCUGUGGAUAAGGACACAGGGAAUUACAGUGCCAUGCUGUACAGGCUGAUUAUCCCCCCAACUACUGACGGGAAAGAUGGCUUUGUCAUUGAGCCCUUCACAGGAGUAAUUAAGACAGCCAUCAUGUACAGAAACAUGCGGCGCUCCUACUUCAAAUUUGACGUGGUUGCUACCGAUGACUACGGGAAGGGACUCAGCAGCAGCGCUCAAGUGGUGGUGUCAGUGGUUAACCAGCUGGACAUGCAGGUGGUCGUAUCCAACGUGCCGCCCACUGUAGUUGAGCAAAACAAGGAUCAGCUGAUUGGGAUUUUAGAGCGCUAUGUCCAGGACCAGAUCCCAGGAGCUAAAGUUGUUGUGGAGUCAAUUGGAGCGCGUCGUUUUGGCGAGGGUUAUGAACAGGAGGACUACUCAAAAUCUGACCUGAUGGUUUAUGCAAUCGACCCUCUGACCAACAGAGCUCUCUCAAGACAGGAGCUCUUCAAGUUUUUAGAUGGGAAGUUAUUAGACAUCAAUAAGGAGUUCCAGCCCUAUCUAGGUCGCGGAGGACGCAUUCUUGAGAUCCGUACGCCGGAUGUGGUGGAGAGCGUGAAGAAGGCGGUUCAUUCUGUUGGAUACACUGAGGGAGCCCUGCUGGCCCUGGCCGUCAUCAUCAUCAUGUGCUGUAUCCCGGCCAUCCUCAUCGUCAUCAUUACCUACCGACAAUUCAAAGAACGACAGGCAGAGUGUGCAAAAACAGCCAGGAUUCAAAUGGCACUUCCCACUGGCAAAUCUGGAGGCGCUGCCACCAACAAUCUGUAUGAAGAACUCGGUGACAGCACCAUAUCUAAGACUAAGAGGUGUGUUCUGAAGGACGGCGAUCAGCAGCGUCUCAUUAGCUCAUUUGCCUCCCAUGCCAUCACUGCUCACAAGCUGUCCAACGCUAAUGGAAUUCUGCUUAACAACUUGCCUAAGUCAGAAAGCAACAUUACUUUCCUUUCUGACGAGAACCCUCUUACUACAACCAAUCCCCUGUACCAUGAUGACGGCACCCUAAGCAGCCCUGAGCACCAAAAUCAGAGGUACCACCUGGGCAUGUAUUCACCAAACAUGAGUGGUCUGAGAAAGUCCAUCCUGCGCUUCCCAUCUACAGGCUCAGGACAUGCCUGGACUUUACCUUCUAGGUUGCACAAGUGUGAGACCAAUGAAGCCCUACGGAGUAGAAGGGUGGCGAUGGAUCCAGUUCAGUGGGAGCUGCAACUGCUGAAGUCCGACCUUAAGGACAGUGAGGAGAUGAUUGAUGGGUUUGAUGGGCUUGUAGACGAAGACCCAGAGCCCAAAUUGACAGUAAAAGAGCAGGCAUGGCAGUUUGAGCAGCAGGCCUUGCAGGACAUAAGGCAGAGGCAAGGCCAGGACUCUCUUGGGUCACUCCCUUCCGAAAUUAUUCUCUCUGUUUUUGAGACCCCACAGUCUUCAGUCAUGGGACAUAACAGCAGACCCCCAGCAAUAAUCAUUACCCAGAGUGACGGAACACCUCCACCUAGUCACAAGCCCACUCCACCAGUGCUGCGGAAGUUCAGCAGAAUAACUACCUAUCCCGAUGUGGAGUCUUAUGAGGUCAAUGUGGAGAUCAUCCCAGACCCACCAGAUGUACCUGCUCCACAACCCCCACCACCUCCACCUCCCUCCAGUCCCCCACCACCUCCACCUCCUUCCAGUCCCCCACCCCAAUCCAUUCCUGUCCCUCCAUCCCCACCAGACCCUCCCCAUCCAACCCCUCCACCUCCUCCUCCUCUCCCACCUCCCUUAUCACCAACCAUUUCCCGUUCCAUACCUCCUUCUCCAUUCGUCCUUCCUCCUCUUCCCUCAGUCAAAUCCCUUCGACCGGUGUCCUUGCGGCCCACACCACCGCCCGAGCCCGAGCCUCCCAAGAGGGAACUCAAAGGGAUCCUUAAGAACAUCCAGAACAUAGCUGACAUAGAGAAAUCCAUUGCCAACAUGUACAGUCAAAUAGAUAAAAAGCAGCGCCCACCGAAGAUUCUUCCCAAACCACAAGUGUCUGUCGAACCAGAGGCUGGUGUGUCAGAGGCGGAGCCUGUACAAGAAAUACCAGCACCAGAGAACAAUCCAAACAUGAACUCACUAGUGGAGGAGCAAGAGAAAUGCUUUCCUUCUCAGUCCACUAUCCUGUGACACUCUCUGUCCAUGUUGCUAUUACUGUCUUAGAAGCGGUUCACACAGGAUGCAUUCUAGCAUUACAGCAUUUUGCUAGAGUGCAGCAGAAUCAUAGACUGUAAAAAAAAAAAAAAAAACAAGAUGGACGGUGCACCUCCACUCUCUUCCAUUGAAGAAAAUUAAAACGUCAAUGUCCCAAUAGGGCGCGGACAUAUUGCGCUGAUUUGGGACCUGAGACUGCGCAGUAGUGAACUCGGGACCCGAGUCUGUGCAGUAGUGAGCAAAGUGGAGCUACAUCCCACCCACACACCCGCAGAGUCAAUCGCAAGCACAUGCCCCUGACCCUUUCUAAUUAGCUUGACUUCUCCAAUUUUUUGUCUGCUGAUUGCUGUACAAGAGGCUUGUGUUAAAAUAAGGUAAAUACAACUAGUUUGUGCCUCAGUUCGUUUAGAGAAGCUGUCAAUCUCAGCUGUCAAUCAUGAUGUCACACUCACAUUUUUAUAGCAUCACAUAACUAACUAAAACCAAACUUAUUUAAAAAUGAAUUCUUUAACUUACAUCAGUGUGGUAAAACUGAAUAAAAUUACAAAAAACAUCUUUGGGAAAAAAAUAUUUGAAAGGAAAUUUAAUUAUUUAGUUUGUCUCAUGUCCCACUCACGUCACACGGAGAGUGCAGGGUUUAUGACCUAUUCAGGACCAGCCACCUGGGGGGUGAUCAAAACAUUUCGGCUUCACUUUUUGCGGCACACUUAAGCAGAAAUGACAAUAGGCAAGGUGUUCCUAUACCUCAAAUAGUAGAGUAUGGUGCCAGCGACACCAGCUCAAGAAUGUGUCCUGUGUGAAUGGCCCCUUAGACUUAUCACUACGUUCUUGUCAUUUUUUUGUCUUAUCGUUGUCUUUCAUCUUACUGUAUAACAAAAUUAAAUAUUUGUGCUUUUAAAGUUUUUGUAUUUUUAAUAAGUUUUGCAAGAGUGUUUUAUUAUUUAGUUGAGAUAAACCUUCAUACAGGCAUUUUAAUGUUUUAGAACACAAAACACUAUUACUUAUAGAAAUUCUCCAAUUCAUAUGCCCUAACAUUGGGCUAUAUGUUACUGUCACUGGAUGGGAUAAAUGUCCUCAAUAAAGCUUUUCUCUGAGGUACACUGCAUGCACUAAUCUCUUAUUUCUCUUUCUUUCUUUUUCCUCAUGUUUUCUUUUGUUAAUUGUAUUAGCAUAGCCUUAAAG
Cyprinus carpio (common carp) is the source of this 7268-nucleotide messenger RNA. It is a transcript of the gene pcdh15b, whose product is annotated as protocadherin-15-like. Gene Ontology annotation, molecular function: calcium ion binding. Gene Ontology annotation, cellular component: stereocilium; plasma membrane. The transcript is spliced from 35 exons. The record is from RefSeq and is a predicted model, not a curated record. Bases 375 to 6062 code for a protein of 1895 amino acids. Gene Ontology annotation, biological process: inner ear development; sensory perception of sound; homophilic cell-cell adhesion. Lineage: Eukaryota; Metazoa; Chordata; Actinopteri; Cypriniformes; Cyprinidae.